CAAAAGGACCACUCCAGAAAGUUUUAGAGAAAUUUUAAGAACGCCAUCAACUCAUUCAAAAGGCUCAAGUGCCGUAUAGGUGCAGCACCUGUGGUGGAUCAUGGGCGACCUUCUGUUUGACGACCCUCAAUCCAACGCCCUGAGGAUUGUCCUCGUGGGCAAAACCGGAAGUGGUAAAAGUGCCACAGCCAACACCAUUCUCGGGGAAGACAAAUUUCUUUCAAGGCUGUCUGCCCACUCUAUAACCCCCAAAUGCCAGAAAGCGUUCCGGGAAUGGAAGGGGAGAAACAUCCUCGUCGUGGACACCCCGGGGCUCUUUGACACCAAGGAGAAGCUGGACAACACCUGCAAGGAGAUCAGCAGGUGCGUCCUCUUCUCCUCCCCGGGCCCUCACGCCAUCAUCCUGGUGUUGCAGCUGAACCGCUACACUGAGGAAGAGCAGAAAGUCUUUGCCAUGGUCAAGGCUCUCUUUGGGGAGUCGGUCACCAGACACAUGAUCGUCGUGUUCACGCGCAAAGAAGACUUGGGGGACAGAAGCCUACAUGACUUCAUAGCACACAGCGACGUGAGCCUAAAAAACAUGGUCAGGGAGUGUGGGAGCCGCUGCUGUGCCUUCAGCAACAGAGCAGGGAAGGAUGAGAAGGAAGCUCAGGUGCAGGAGCUGAUGCAGCUGGUAGAGAAAAUGAUCCUCAACAACGCCCGCUUCACUGAUAACAUCUACGAGGAUGUAGAGGAAAGGCUGAAUCAGAAGGCUGAGGCCUUGAUCAAAAUUUUUGAUAGUCAAUUGAAAAAGGAAAUUCAACUAGUAGAAGAGGAAUAUGUCACUAAGACACCAGGAGAAAAGGAGCAAAAAAUAAAAUUGCUCAAAGAGCAACAUGCUGCCCGAAUAAGUAAUAUAAGGGAAGAAGCUGAAGAGAACGUAUUUGCUGAUGUUUUCAAGACGAUUAGUAACAUCUUUUCCAAAUUAAUGGCUUUUUUUCAGAAGUAA
Sorex araneus (European shrew) is the source of this 988-nucleotide messenger RNA. RefSeq names its product GTPase IMAP family member 7-like. Lineage: Eukaryota; Metazoa; Chordata; Mammalia; Eulipotyphla; Soricidae. Gene Ontology annotation, molecular function: GTP binding. The record is from RefSeq and is a predicted model, not a curated record. The coding region runs from base 101 to 988 and encodes 295 amino acids. The transcript is spliced from 2 exons.